UUCUGAGGCUCCAGCAGGAAACGAUCAGUGAUCAGAUCGUGAAGUGACGCCAUGAUGGAAACAUCUCUUCAGUUUCUGCUCUUUUCCUGUUUGCUGCUUUGCUGUAUAAUAAAUGAAGUCCUCCCAGCUGGUCUGACUGUGAGUCCCAGCAGAUCUCAGUUCUUUAAAGAUGACUCUGUAUCUCUGAGCUGUGAGAACAGCAGCUCUGCUGGAUGGACUGUAUGGAGGAACACAACCAGAAGAACCAGGACUCAGUGUGGAGAUAGAUGGGGGAAACCAGCUGGUUCUACCUGUAAGAUCUACGACUUGAUCCCAGAGGACAGUGGAGUUUACUGGUGUGGGUCGUCCAGAGAGGGAGCAGCCAGCAGCAGCAUCCAGCUCACUGUCACUGGUGGAUCAGUGAUCCUGCAGAGUCCUGUCCUCCCUGUGAUGGAGGGAGAUGACGUCACUCUGAGCUGUAGGAAUAAGACCCAUUCCAACCUCCCAGCUGCUUUCUAUAAAGGUGACUCCCUCAUCAGGACUGAGUCCAAAGGUCACAUGACCCUCCACCAUGUGACCAGCUCUGAUGAAGGCCUCUACAAGUGUAACAUCAGUGGUCAUGGAGAGUCUCCAUCCAGCUGGAUCUCUGUUGAAGGUCAGAAGGAUAAACAUCAAUAA
Cyprinodon variegatus (sheepshead minnow) is the source of this 657-nucleotide messenger RNA. RefSeq names its product low affinity immunoglobulin gamma Fc region receptor II-like. Bases 52 to 657 code for a protein of 201 amino acids. The record is from RefSeq and is a predicted model, not a curated record. Gene Ontology annotation, biological process: cell surface receptor signaling pathway. Gene Ontology annotation, molecular function: transmembrane signaling receptor activity. Lineage: Eukaryota; Metazoa; Chordata; Actinopteri; Cyprinodontiformes; Cyprinodontidae. The transcript is spliced from 5 exons.